AUGGUGUCAUCCACUUUUCCCCACGAGGGAGCAGACUUCCAGACCAUCGAGACUGCCCAAGGCAGUGUUGUAGUAUCUACUGAUCUUCUCACGACAUCGAAUGCCGCGGCGGACGAAAACUUCAAUAUUCUCUUGAAGCCGAACACCGACGUUGUCGGCAAAACAUCGUCGUCGUCCACGUCUAGCCCUAGCGUUGCUGAGGAUGAGAUCGAAUCGCCAAACAUUGCAUCUAUGCCAUUGCAAUAUCCAGAAGCGAGCAAUAUCACUGUUGAUAACCCGUCAACUUACAAAAUUCCCGAAGUCUGGCCUGUCGACCCCGAUCUUCAUGAGUUGGAUUCCUUCGACUAUGAGCAACCACGAGGCGAAGCAGGAAUACCAGCGGAUCAGCCAUUCGCUCAACCUAGCGAAAUCGCGCCUUUACCUCUUAAUACUGCGGGCCCCGUCAAUCCAUCAGACACAGCACCUGCCACAAUACCGCCUGGGCCAGUUAUACCGUCUUUGGUGUUGAAUGGCAACAGUUUAGAUUCCGAGCCGCCAUCGCAGCCAGCAAGCACUGAACCUAUUCCCUCCUAUAUGACGCCCGAAGCUAUUCGGGCUAGGAAUUUGAUACUCAGCUGCAACCUCCCAAGACGGACUGGGAAAAUUACGGGUAGAGCCCGAAGUCCUGAACGGCACGUAUCGUUCUCGGAUGACCCCAAACCUUCCAAGCGACAAAAGUUGGAUAGCAACUGCUGUAAUCGCUAA
Molecule: messenger RNA, 744 nt
Organism: Pochonia chlamydosporia 170
Lineage: Eukaryota; Fungi; Ascomycota; Sordariomycetes; Hypocreales; Clavicipitaceae
Exons: 1
Coding region: 1-744 (247 amino acids)
Source: RefSeq, a predicted model, not a curated record